Messenger RNA from Cuscuta epithymum, 2170 nucleotides. Lineage: Eukaryota; Viridiplantae; Streptophyta; Magnoliopsida; Solanales; Convolvulaceae. The record is from the annotation of a GenBank genome assembly.
UAGGACCCUACCCUUCUCUCAGAGGGCAAUUCACCCACCUCUUCUUCCUACCCUUUUGUUCUCUAUUCAAUUGUAUAUAUAGUACUCCUACAGCUUAACUUAUUAGUUUGGGGUAAGUAUGCAUUCAAUGACCAUAACAGCUGCAGCAGCUUUGGUGGUUGGGGUCCUCUGCUUGGCCGUCUUGAGGGCUGGUGGAAUUCAAAGCACCACAGAAGGGCCCUUCAAGCCAGUGACUGUGCCCUUGGAUCAGACGUAUAGGGGGCAUGCCAUUGAUUUGCCGGACAGUGACCCCAGAGUUCAGAGGACUGCAACAGGAUGUUGGGAGCCUGAGCAGAUCUCUGUUUCCCUCUCUUUCAAUUAUCAUUCAGUUUGGAUUUCUUGGGUCACAGGAGAAUACCAAAUUGGUGAUAACAUCACACCAUAUGAUCCAAGUAGUGUGGCCAGUGUAGUUCAAUAUGGAAAAGUAAACUCCACAUUGGAUCUCACCGCAACAGGUCAAUCCCUCAUUUACAGCCAACUCUAUCCUUUUAUUGGCCUUAGGAACUAUACCUCUGGAAUUAUACACCAUGUCCAACUCACAGAAUUGGAACCAGACACGGUGUACUAUUAUCAGUGUGGGGAUCCUUUAAUGGCGAUGAGUGAGGUCUAUUAUUUCAAGACCAUGCCAAUUUCUAGUCCCGAUAGAUAUCCGAAUAAGGUUGCCAUUGUGGGAGACCUCGGGCUAACUUACAAUACCACUUCAACCAUCAACCAUUUAAUGAGAAACAAUGCUGAUCUUGUCAUAUUGGUUGGAGAUGUGAGUUAUGCUAACUUGUAUCUCACAAAUGGAACUGGAUCAGAUUGCUACACUUGCUCUUUUCCAGAUACUCCCAUACAUGAGACGUACCAGCCACGUUGGGAUUAUUGGGGAAGAUAUAUGCAACCAUUGUUGUCCAAAGUUCCAAUCAUGGUAGUGGAAGGAAAUCACGAUAUCGAACCACAGAUCGAGAACAAAACAUUUGCAGCUUAUAGUUCUCGAUUUGCCUUCCCUUCCAAUGAAAGUGGGUCUUCUUCCCCAUUGUACUAUUCUUUCAAUGCUGGAGGCAUACAUUUUGUAAUGUUGGGUGGUUAUGUUGCUUAUAGUAAAACAGAUGACCAAUACAGGUGGUUGGAGAGAGAUCUGGCUAAUGUUGACAGAAAGGUUACACCUUGGCUUGUUGCCACAUGGCAUCCACCUUGGUACUCUUCUUACACUGCACAUUAUAGAGAAGCUGAAUGCAUGAGGGUAGCAAUGGAAGAAUUGUUGUACAAAGCUGGAGUUGAUUUAGUCUUUAAUGGACAUGUUCAUGCAUAUGAAAGGUCAAACAGAGUGUUCAACUACAGCUUAGAUUCAUGUGGACCUGUUUACAUAACCAUUGGGGAUGGCGGAAAUAGAGAAAAAAUGGCGAUUUCACACGCAGACGAACCUGGUAACUGUCCCAACCCAAGAAGCACUCCAGAUGCAUUUAUGGGCGGCUUUUGUGCCUAUAACUUCACUUCUGGUCCAGCGGCGGGCAAGUUCUGUUGGGACCAACAGCCAGAGUUUAGUGCCUAUAGGGACAGCAGCUUUGGUCAUGGAAUCUUAGAGGUAAAGAAUGAGACACACAGUCUAUGGACAUGGCAUCGAAAUCAAGACAUGUAUAAUGAAAGUGGGGGAGAUCAAAUUUACAUCGUAAGACAACCAGAGAUAUGUCUAGCUAAAUAAAAGAUUCACAUAUGAUUGCGGUUGCAUUUACGAAAUUUGUUAGGCGGCACCAGAUACAAGUUCAAUGGGGUGUCAGAGCUUGGAGAAGAAGUGGGAUUGAGAGAGUUCACACGUAGGCAAUAACACAUGAUAACCUCUCUUAUAAUCAAUGAUUAACAUGUACGAUGUGUCAUUCAUGUAAUUCUUCUUACCUUAAAUAUUUCUAUAAUUAUAAAUAGAAAUAAUUACAUAAAUAUGACCAAAAUAAAGAUGGUUUACAAAAUAUGAUUCAUUACUAGUAGAGUAAUGAAAUCAUAGUAAUUCAUGUUCAAGUUUUGAACUUUAGUUACCACAGCACUACGUUGUAGUAAUGAAUAGUCAUAUUUAUGUAAAUAAGUUUUAUUUUAGUAAUAUUCUCGUAAAAAACCCUUAUAAAUAAGCACCUUACUAAUUUAACUAUUAAUUCCG